Messenger RNA from Oncorhynchus nerka (sockeye salmon), 8407 nucleotides. RefSeq names its product linkage group 9a C15orf39 homolog (gene prmt2ip). The record is from RefSeq and is a predicted model, not a curated record. Lineage: Eukaryota; Metazoa; Chordata; Actinopteri; Salmoniformes; Salmonidae. The transcript is spliced from 4 exons. The coding region runs from base 3040 to 8214 and encodes 1724 amino acids.
UCAAUUGGACAUUUUUAAUAAGAAAGGAAGAUGUUCCUAACCAAAUACAGUUUGUUUUGUUUUCUCAGAUGUAUAAACUGAAGGUAGAAGCCUAAGUAUUAUUGUUUAUUAGUUUACUCCAAUUGGGGGAAGGGUUGUUGGGGAAUAUUUUACCCCAAAAAGAUAUGGGGGAUUGGAAAUGAUGCAGACAGUUACAUUGUUGCUUCCAUCAAUCUUUCCUCAAUAUUAAGCUGAUCCACCCCUUUAAAAAAUAUAUAAAACAAUUAACCGCAGAGGGUAUCCACAUCCAAUGGACAGCAGUGGAGAAGGUGGAAAGUUAUAAGUUCCUAGGCAUACACAUCACAGACUAACUGAAAUGGUCCACUCACAAAGACUGUGUGGUGAAGAAUGCGCAACAGGCGCCUCUUUAACCUCAGGAGGCUGAAGAAAUUUGUCUUGUCACCCAAACAUUUACAGGUGCACAAUCGGGCUGUAUGUCAGCCUGGUACGGCAACUGCAUCGCCCUCAACCGCAAGGCUCUCCAGAGUGUGGUGCGGUCUGCACAACGCAUCACUGGGGGCAAACUACCUGCCCUCCAUGACACCUACAGCACCCGAUGUCACAGGAAGGCCAAAAAGAUAAUCAAGGACAUCGACCACCCGAGCCACUGCCUGUUCACACUGCUACCAUCCAGAAGGAUAUAUAUAUAUAUAUAUAUAUAUGGAAUCAUGUAGUAAUUUGUUAAACAAAUCAAAAUAUAUUUGAGAUUCUUCAAAGUAGCCACCCUGUACCUUGAUGACAGCUUUGCACACUCUUGGCAUUCUCUCAACCAUCUUCACCUGGAAUGCUUUUCCAACAGCAUUGAAGGAAUUCCCACAUGCUGAGCACUUGUUGGCUGCUUUUCGUUCACUCUGCGGUCCAAGUCAUCCCAAACCAUCUCAAUUGGUUUGACGCCGGGUGAUUCUGGAGGUCAUCUGAUGCAGCAGUCCAUCACUCUCCUUCUUGGUCAAGUAGCCCUUACAUAGCCUGGAGGUGUGUUGAUCAUUGUCCUGUUGAAAAGCGCAAACCAGAUGGGAUGGCGUAUUGCUGCAGAAUGCUAUGGUAGCCAUGCUGGUUGUGUGCCUUGAAUUCUAAAUAAAUCACAAUGUCACCAGCAAAGCACCAUCACACCACCUCCUCCAUGCUUCACGGUUGGAAUCACACAUGUUGAGACCAUCCAUUCACCUACUCUGUGUCUCACAAAGACACAGUGGUUGGAACCAAAAAUCUCACAUUUGUCCAUUACUCGUGUUUCUUGGCCCAAGCAAGUCUCUUCUUCUUAUUGGUGUCCUUUAGUAGUGGUUUCUUUGCAGUAAUUUGACCAUGAACGUCUGAUUCAAGCAGUCUCCUCUGAACAGCUGAUGUUGAUGUGUCUGUUACUUGAACUCUGUGAAGCAUUUAUUUGGGCUGCAAUUUCUGAAGCUGUUAACUCUACUGAACUUAUUCUCUGCAGCAGAGGUAACUCUGGGUCUUCCUUUCCAUGAGAGCCAUGUUCAUCAUAGCGCUUGAUUUUCUAAAAGUAAUAAUGGACUAUUGUUUCUCUUUGCUUAUUUGAGCUUUUCUUGCCAUAAUAUGGACUUGGUCUUUUACCAAGUAAUCUUCUGUAUAUCACCCCUACCUUGUCACAACACAACUGAUUUGGCUCCAACUCCUUAAGAAGGAAAGAAAUUCCACAAAUGAACUUUAACAUCUACAUGAUCCGUGUGUCCCCCCUCUAACUGCACUGUCCAAUUUACAGUGAAAGAAUACCAUGCUACUGUUUGAGGAGAGUGCACAGUUAUGAACUUGUAUUAAUAAAUCAAUUAGGCACAUUUGGGCAGUCUUGAUACAACAUUAUGAAGAGAUGUGCAAUGGUUGAUUGGAUCAGUCUAAAACUUUGCACACACUGCUGCCAUCUUGUGGCCAAAACCUAAAUUGCGCCUGGGCUGGCAUAAUACCAAUAAUAAUAAUAUCCUUUCUCUUGCAUUUCAAAGAUGGUACAAAAAAAUAUUUCUCCUACAUUUGAUUGCACAUUUCCACAAACUUCAGUAUUUCCCUUUUCAAAUGGUAUCAAGAAUAUGCAAAUCAUUGUGUUAGGUCCUGAGAUGCAGGCAGUAAGAUUUGGGUAUGUCAUUUUAGGCGAACAUUUGAAAAAAGGGUCGGCUCCAUUUAAACAAGGCACACCUGUUAAUUUAAAUGCAUUCCAGGUGACUACCUCGUGAAACUGGUUGAGAUAAUGCCAAGAGUGCGAAAAGAUGUCAUUAAGACAAAAAGUGGCUACUUUUUUUAUUUAUUUUUUAUUUCACCUUUAUUUAACCAGGUAGGCUAGUUGAGAACAAGUUCUCAUUUACAACUGCAACCUGGCCAAGAUAAAGCAAAGCAGUGUGACACAGACAACAACUAUAUACAAUAGUCUAUAUACAAUGUGUGCAAAAGGCAUGAGGAGGUAGGCGAAUAAUUACAAUUUUGCAGAUUAACACUGGGGUGAUAAAUGAUCAGAUGGUCAUGUACAGGUAGAGAUACUGGUGUGCAAAAGAGCAGAAAAGUAAAUAAAUAAAAACAGUAUGGGGAUGAGGUAGGUAAAUUGGGUGGGCUAUUUACCAAUGGACUGUACAGCUGCAGCGAUCGGUUAGCUGCUCAGAUAGCAGAUGUUUGAAGUUGGUGAGGGAGAUAAAAGUCUCCAACUUCAAUGAUUUUUACAAUUCAUUCCAGUCACAGGCAGCAGAGAACUGGAAGGAAAGGCGGCCAAAUGAGGUGUUGGCUUUAGAAGAAUCUCAAAUAUAAAAUAUAUUUGGAUGUCUUUAACUUGUUGUUGUUGCUUACUACAUGAUUCCUUAUGUUUUGUUUCAUAUUUUGGACGUCUUCGCUAUUAAUUUAAAUAAAGAAAUCUACUCAUUCCAGGGGAUGUGUCCAAACGUUUGACUGGUAGUGUGUGUGUGUUUUGUAUGUAUCCACACACUGAGUAUAACAAACACCAGGAACACCUUCCUAAUAUUGAGUUGCACCCCCUUUUGCCCUCAGAACAGCCUCAAUUGCCGGGGAAUGGAUUCUACAAGGUGUCAAACAUUCCACAGAUCCUGGUCUAUUAUCGGACCACCACAGAGUCAACACAUGAUGAGCAACAGCAGUAAACGAGUCCAGUCAGGCUUCACUGUCGCCCCGGUGGUCCAGAGCAAGAUGCCCCGGCUGGAAGGGCCCAUCAUUGGUAGAGUGGCAUCUACAGAGGCAGGAGGGCUCUCUAAACCAGCCAGCCUGGCUCACUACCCCUCUGCCCCCCACCACACACCCCAGACCCAGCAGAACAACAGGGCCUACUUCACCUAUGACCUUGGGGGUCACGACCUCUCUGACCCUGACCUCCGACCUUCCGGGAGCCCCUCUGAGGGGUUGCUGCUGAACAGGAGGAAUGUGGGGGUUUCCCCUCAGAGCACGGAGGAGGGGUCGUUACGAAACCAGGUAGAUUACAGCAGGACAGAGACAUUUUCUACUGAGAGUCGUAGUGUUAGUGGUAGUAACUCUGUCUCAGCUACUGCUCAGGACACUCCAGCUAAGCAGGGUUUUACCUACUACACCAGGAGCCCAGGUGGGCUGAGGAGUCCCACCAGCGGGCCUGGGACCAUCGCUAUGCCCAUUGCUGUGAGGAAGCAGCCCCCUGUUGGAGGAGUUAGCCUCUCCCCUCAGUCUGACAACUCUGUCUGUCUGAGUCUGGCUGUUCCCAAACCGCUCUACGGACAUCCCUCCCCCUGCUGUUCUGAGCUGGGCUGUACUGUAGGACAGAGGCACAGUCUGGAGCAGAGGGGGGGAGUACACAGGAUCCAUCCCCAUCUUAAUGUGUAUGAGGGGUGGAUGUAUAGUCCUAGCUCCCACCACCACCCCAGGGCUCUGCAGCCGGAGCACGGUGUUGAGACAGAGAGACUAUCAGACAGAUUGCCUCUAAAAGAUGGCAAGGACCACCAACACCACCCCAAUGGAAUCCCCAACAGAGCAGCAUCGGCACAAAGGUUUCCUGUCUUCAUGGAACCAACCUACAGCAUUGGUUACCCAUGUUCCCCGGCCCGUGCCGUACUAAGCCCCUCCUCAUUUACAUGUGACCCCCUCUCUUCACAGUUAAGCGCCUCCCCCUAUGGGGCUGAUCAAUGCCAACGUCUACAAAUCCCCUCUAAACGUCCAACCUAUCACAGCUUGGUCUCUUCCCACCCCUCCUGCUCUUCCUCUCACCCCUCCUGCUCUUCCUCUCACCCCUCCUGCUCUUCCUCUCACCCCUCCUGCUCUUCCUCUCACCGCUCCUGCUCUUCCUCUCACCCCUCCUCCCAUCCCUCUCACCCCUCCUCCCAUCCCUCCUGCCAUCCCUCUCAUCCCUCCUGCCAUCCCUCUCAUCCCUUCCACCCGACAACAUACAAACCCAUGACCCCUUUGCACCAUGGCGUUCCGGUAACAUCACAGGUUUAUCAGGGCCGCUCUCCUCCCAAUGUGGCCAAAUACAGCCAGCUCCCAAUCACACAGCCCAUGUUUUACUACCAUCCUCAGGCAAAUGUGGAGGGAGAGAGUGAGAGUUGUGGAGCAGGGUUUAAAGAUGCAGGAGGAGGAAUGCACAGAGACUGGGAGGACGUUAUGGUCCCUAAAGGUUCUAAACGAGCCCUACCUCCCAGUCCCACCCAGACAGGACCCCACCUAGCUUCUCAUCUUCCCAGCAAAGCAACCCCCUCCCACUACCUUGUCACCCAGUCUAUGUACAGUACUGAUGUCCCCAUGUCUAGCCACAUGGCUCCUAGUAGCCACCCAUACCUCAGGAGUUUUGACCAGCCCUCCUAUCAUCAAUUGUACAGGAUGCCCCUGAAUGCAGCAGGUCAGAUGAGAACCCCUGCUAUAGCCCCAGAGAGACCCUGUGCCUCUCCAUCUCCCCCCAGCAGCCUACAGCGGACUGAGAGACCCCUGGACUACUCCCUGACUCAGUACAGAUCUCCAGUCACCUCUCCUCAGGUCUCCUCCCCCAGGAGAUACCACCUAUCUCGGGGACACUCUGACUCCACACUCCCUGGAGCCCCACUGACUGUCUCCACCACACUGUCACAGGCUGACUAUGGCCAUCACAACCACCCAGCCAACCACCACCACCACAGAAACAACCAUGCUACUACAGCCAUGUGUACAACUGCUGUAAACUAUGGCAACCACAACCACCACACAACUACAGCCAACCAGAACAACCACCAACACACAACUACACGUAACCAUCACAACGCCACGUGUCGGGGAAUGACUGGUUCUACUGUAGUGAGGCUUCGAGACAGUCCUGUCCCUCAGUCUAAUGUGCAUGGAGACAUGAUCACUACUGGUACAGAAACGCUGAAGAGAUGUGUCUCAGUCUCAGACCGACCCAUCAACAUAGACUCUCCCUCACCAAAACACACACAGGACAAUGGGGAUGACGUCAUUGAUGUGGAACUGUAUCAGAAACGACAGAAGAUGAAGACGAACGGAGAGGGAGAGAGAGCAGAGGGAUAUAGAGCAGAGGGAGGGAGAGCAGAGGUGAACGGAGAGGGAGGCGGACUCGAUAGCUGUCAGUCUCCCUCUCCUCCCAUGCCAGUCAUCAACAAUGUUUUCAGCCUGGCUCCAUACAAGGCUUACCUAGAGGCUGCUGGCAUGCUGUCUCUACCUGUUAGAGGAUCUCAGAAAACUGACAGCCAUCCUUCUGGACACUGUGUGCUCAAACCUGAGACCCAAUCAGACCCUCACAGACGUCAUCAACACAGACAGGAAACAGGCCCUACAUCUGACCCACACAGGCCUGAGAGAGACCCUGAACGAGAGGAAGGGAAGCCUGUAUCAAUCAAUCACAGGAUUGGUAACCAUGUAGUCCGACCAGCCUCAGAACAGCAGAGGCCUGUAGUCCAGCAGAGGAUUCUGGGUACUGUAGUCAGAUCAGACACUACACAGAAGAAGCCUGUAGUGCCUGUUUUUAGUGAACCACCGCAGGAACCAGAGAGGGAGGUGGAAGUGAAGACUGACGAUUUGCAGAUUAAAGUCGUUAAGGAAGAGGAGGAGGAACCACAGCAAGAACCAGAGAGGGAGGUGGAAGUGAAGACUGAUGACGACAUGCAGACUAAAGUGGUUAUUAAGGAAGAGGAAGAGAUGGAGGUGGCAGCAGCAACAACAGAGCCGGGUGUGUUUGUACAUGAUCUCACCGUGGGUGUUAUUAAGAAAUGUGAAUCUGAUCAACUGGACAGUAAAUUGUCAAUAGCGUCAGAUAAAUAUAUUUCUAUUAUGUCAGCUACAGAUAGAUGUGUGAUGGAAGGAUCUUUUACUUACAACGAGCACCACCAUCAGCCCCUGUCCAACCACCAUCCAUCCCAUCCCCUGUCCAACCACCAUCCAUCCCAUCCCCUGUCCGACCACCAUCCAUCCCAUCCCCUGUCCAACCACCAUCCAUCCCAUCCCCAGUCCAACCACCAUCCAUCCCAUCCCCUGUCCAACCACCAUCCAUUCCAGCCCCUGUCCAACCACCAUCCAUUCCAGCCCCUGUCCAACCACCAUCCAUUCCAGCCCCUGUCCAACCACCAUCCAUCCCAGCCCCUGUCCAACCACCAUCCAUCCCAUCCCCUGUCCAACCACCAUCCAUCCCAUCCCCAGUCCGACCACCAUCCAUCCCAGCCCCAGUCCGAGCACCAUCCAUCCCAGCCCCAGUCCGAGCACCAUCCAUCCCAGCCCCAGUCCGAGCACCAUCCAUCCCAGCCCCAGUCCGAGCACCAUCCAUCCCAGCCACAGUCCAACCACCAUCCAUCCCAGCCCCUGUCCAACCACUAUCCACCCAAUCCGCCGCAGCCCCACCUACGUCCCAAAUCAACAACUCCACCCCAACCCCUCUCAAUAAGGCAUAGGAUAGUUGGCGCGUUCACCCAUAACAUGCACCACCCUCCCCAGGCCCAUCAGAAGCCCUAUGACCAGACUGCUACACCACACCCCAAAUCAUCCAGCCCUCCCCAAUCCGCCAACCCAGCCACCACCAAACUGAACCUUCAAAACAUCCCUCCUCAAUGUCUCAAACUAUCCACUUAUAAGAUCGUCCUGCCAGAUAACAUGCUCCGGGCUGUUGCUCCCCCUCCCUGCUCUACAGAGGUCCCACAGUCACCCACUGACGCUACAGCUGUAGCCAAAUCCAGCCGCAGCCCUCAUGCCCUUUCAGACAGCAACUACAGCUCCCGACCAGCCAGACAGCACUUCCUAGAGCUGCACCUCUUACUUUGUAACCUGGUUUCCAGCUGUGUGUCCCACACCCCACCCACAGAGCUCCAAACCUGGCUGUCCCAGCUGGACAUCUCCCUUACCUCCACCGCCAUUUCCCCACCCAAGGCCCAGAAGGUGACCUCUCUGCUGGGUUCUGAGGCCAGGGAGGUGUGGCUGAGGGGACCAGAGACCCAGGCUGCCCUCCAGAAUGUGCUCCAGAGACUGGGGCAGUAUGUAGCCCAGAAGCAGUGUCCCUUCCCCCAUGUGAUGAGGGCAGGUGCGGUGUUUGUUCCCAUGCUGGUGGUCAAGGAGCUGCUCUUCCCUCAGGUCCAGGGGGUCUACAUCGACCAGGUUCUCCAGGAGCACAAGGUGGAGUUGAGACCUACCACUCUGUCUGAGGAGAGACACCUGGUGACGCUGCAGAAACGACCAUGGUCCUCCAAGCUCCGCAGGCUCCUGUCACUCAAACACCUGCCUAACAUCUACCCUGACGUUCUCAACCUCUACUAUCACAGCUGUGUCUGCAAGAGCCUGGGUGUAGAGCCAUGUGACACGGCCAGGACACCAGAAGGAACGCUGUGUUCAGAGUAUCGUUUGAAUAGCUCACUGGCCACUAACACUGGACCAUGUUCACAACCCAACAACCGCUGUGACAUUGGAACACAGACCACCACCUCACCACAACACCUGGAGGAAUGUAUCAGUCUGUCUCCGUCUCAGACCCCGAGCUGCAGAGCCACAGCUAGCCUCUCCUCUCAGAGACCGAGCUGCAGAGCCACAGCUAGCCUCUCCUCUCAGAGACCGAGCUGCAGAGCCACAGCUAGCCUCUCCUCUCAGAGACCGAGCUGCAGAGCCACAGCUAGCCUCCCUUACAGAGACCGAGAGAGGACCCGAAGAGAGGAUCAUCAUCAUCCUCACACUUUAAGAUGCACAAGAGGAAAGAGGGGAAAGGCAAGAAGAAGAAGAAGAGCUUCCCCAAACCUCUGUUUGUAGGGACGAGGGAUCGCACGGUGUUGGAGGGUGGUGGGAGCACAGAGCAAGCUGGAGACUGGAACAUUCUAAAGAACACUGUUAAUCAGGAGGAGGAGGAAAGGAACGGCCGGCCGGUGUGGAGCAGUGAUGCAGGCAGUGACUCUGACAGGAGGGAUGGAGAGAGUGAUGGAGAGAGGGAUGGAGAGAAAAGGGG